This is a messenger RNA of Apus apus (common swift), 2708 nucleotides long. RefSeq names its product apolipoprotein L domain containing 1 (gene APOLD1). The transcript is spliced from 2 exons. The coding region runs from base 98 to 838 and encodes 246 amino acids. Gene Ontology annotation, molecular function: lipid binding. NCBI's taxonomy places the organism in Eukaryota, Metazoa, Chordata, Aves, Apodiformes, Apodidae. The record is from RefSeq and is a predicted model, not a curated record. Gene Ontology annotation, cellular component: extracellular region; membrane. Gene Ontology annotation, biological process: lipoprotein metabolic process; lipid transport.
CAUUGCAGCAAUUGGUCCACAGGAGCUAUAAAUUGGUCUCCUCCAGAAACAGAUCAAAAUUUGUCUUUGGGGAGGUCAGCUGGAAACUAAAGAGGCCAUGGAGAGAAAUGGUGCUGCCUGUCCCCAAAUGCUGGACCCCACUCACCACUUCCACGUAGCGCUGCUGGAUCAGAGACGGAGGCUGCGUGGCCAGAUUGCUCACCUUCACAAGGUGGCUCGUAAACUCAACAAGCUCCGCAAAAGGUCCCUGAUUGCCAACGUCAGCGGGAGCACCCUGACUGCCGCAGGAGCAGUCACUGCCAUUGUGGGGCUGUCCCUGAGCCCGGCGACACUGGGAGUCUCCCUCCUGGCAUCUGCUGUGGGUCUGGGCCUGGCCACUGCCGGGGGGGCUGUCAGCAUCACCUCCGAUCUCUCCUUAGUGCUCUGCAAUUCCCGGGAGGUGAGGAAGGUGCAGGAAAUCGCAAUGACUUGUCGGAAACAGAUGAGGGAAAUCCUCGGCUGCCUGGAGUUCCUCCGCAGGGGGCAGGGCCCGGGGGACCCCAGACUGCGCCAAUCAGAGAAGAGGGCCUCCAUCUCACUGUACAACUCCGUCUGUUUCAUGGUCUUCUGCGGCUCCCACAGCUUCCUUGUGCCAGAGUACACAAAGGAGGUCACAAAAGUGAGCCAGGCUGUCCUGAGGGCCAAAAUCCAGAAGCUGGCUGCCAAUCUUGAGACAUGCACCAAAGCAAUGGAUGAAGUCUGUGAACUUCUUGAAUCCAGGACAGAGCUUUCCCCAUGCGCCAGGAGACUCAACUUGGGGGCUAAAACCACUGCUGAGAUCCUGAGACCAUCCAGCUGAAACAGUGUUUGCCACUUAAUUAAAACCAGGCUUGCGGACAUUACAUUAUUCAUUGUCACUGUUAGCACUGCUACCUGUUGCUAUCAUACUAUUGGUGGUGUCAAUCCACACGUGCACACACCUCUGAUGUGCCUUAUCUAUAUCUGAACACGAACUCCUUCCUGAUAGGAAGCUAAAGCUUCCACAGACAUACACACCACCAACUGACAGUAGCCACUUGAUUCAGGUUAGAGGUUAUAAUGGACAUGUGGACUACAGGGCAUCAGAUCCCAGAGCCUGAAGGAAGGUAGCUGCUCCUCAGACCCACGUUUCCCCAGCCAUCUCCCUGGCUCUUCACCCCCAAGGCAGCAAAAAUAAAUGGGUCAGGAGUCUGGCAAAAUUCCUGAAGUCCUGGUGCUGACUGAACCUGGUUUGUAAAUAACUUAUGACUCUAUGAGUGGUAAAAAAGCUGGGGUACCCUCAAAAAGCCAGCAGUUGCCAAUUUCUGCUAGAGUACAGUCCCAUUGCCAAGGUACAUCUGGAAAGGCUGUUGAAGGAGCAGCUCCAGAUAUGAUGCAUCAUAUGGAUGGCUCAUCAUCCCAGGGUGAAAAAGCAGGGCCAGAAAUUGUUACCCUUUUUGAAGAAAUCUCUCCAGACUGAGAACUGUGAUGUUUGCAUUCUAUUUAUUUACACAGGAUUAUUUUAAGAUGUUUAUAUUGUAUUUAAAGAUGUAUAUUUUUUUUUCCUUAAAAAGCAAGCCUCUGCUCCAAAGGAAAGCAGGUGUUCUUAGAGGCAAAGCAAGUCUGUGGUGUGUGAGAGCAAGUUACCUGUUCUUUGGCUGUGAGGGAGGGCAAGUCCCUGUAGGAAAAGGAAAGCAUGGUCUGAAUGCUGGUAGUUAUAAAACAGGUGAAACAUGGUCAAGUAGUGACAGAUCUUAAGAACCAAGACAAGGAAGACAGGUCAGUAAUCCUGGGACCAGAGCCUGCCUCAGGGCCCUGGUGGAAGAAAGCAGUUAUACCUCUUGCAGCAGGGAGGGAAGCGUAGGUUGGUGUUAAUGGUCUGAGCUAGAGUCCAGCUGUGGCGGGAGAACACCUGAGAGGUGGAGGUGCCACCCUCUGUGCAGUCGAGCAGCCUGUGAGACCCACAGUGAUUUGUUUGUGGGGGAGGAGGCAGCACUCAUGGAGAGCUACACAUACGCCUAGCGAGGCUUCCCAGGGAAGGCUUCAUGUUAGCAAAAUAUAUACUGGUACUAAUACUCAGAAGGGGUUCAGAGGAGUAAGAUGAUUCCGUGACAGAGCACUUGUGAAGCAGGAUGAACGACUGGGACCUUAUUUCAAGUGACUGUUCUGCUAAAUAUGUCCCUCAUGAUUCUUGACCCCUCAGUGACUCAGUUCUCUGUCCAAAAAUGGGGAUAGUAGCACUUCCCUACCUCACAAGGAUGUUUCUGGGACAAUACUGAAAAGUGCUCAAGUACUGUAAUGACGGGGGAUCAUGUCAGUACCUGGAAGAGGUACAAGAAAGAGACCCCAGAAACCAGCUUGAGACAACUAGAGGAGUUAAUCCAGGGAUAAUUCCACCUCCACAAGUAUCAAGUAUACCCUAGUGGAUAAGGGAAACUUCCCUGCAGAUGCAUGAAUCAAAAUGAUCAGAAAAACCCACUCUGUAAUUCUGUAACAAUGAGAAAACUCUUAGGAAGGGCAACACUUCAUCUUCCAAAUCUUAAAUCCUUGUAGUUUUUGUCUUUUCCUCUCAUGACAUUGAAGCUUUACACAUAAGAAGAACAAAAGCUUUGGUUGCUCAGAGUGUGACUCAGAUGCUUGUAAUGCCCAUGCCUGUUUGCCAGAAAUGAACAAGUACCCUGUUGGUUUGAUUAAAUUAAUAUGAAACGCUU